This is a messenger RNA of Brassica napus (rape), 1487 nucleotides long. RefSeq names its product probable pectinesterase 56. NCBI's taxonomy places the organism in Eukaryota, Viridiplantae, Streptophyta, Magnoliopsida, Brassicales, Brassicaceae. Gene Ontology annotation, biological process: cell wall modification. Bases 285 to 1412 code for a protein of 375 amino acids. Gene Ontology annotation, molecular function: pectinesterase inhibitor activity; pectinesterase activity. The transcript has 3 exons. The record is from RefSeq and is a predicted model, not a curated record.
ACCCAACCCUUAUAAAUAUAAUCACAGAAAAUUCAGUACCGUCUAUUUCUUUUUCUUGCAUGCAUGCAAAAUAUAGUAUUAAGUAUUCCAAUAACGUCUGAAUACGAUUUUAUAAUAAUGUUUCAUAAGUAUUUGUUUUGUAUCAUAAUAUGUAUUUUCGUACGUUAAUAUCAUAAUAUGUAUGUUAUACAAUUAUACCUGUAUAUAAAAGCUACUUAAUACAGCUUUAACAGUUUCCACAAGUUAUAUACAGGUAUAAGUAUAACCUAUGCUACUAUAUAUAUAUGUGUAAGUACCAAACCCUUCAUCUUUCACAUUUACACUUCUUCUUUCUCUCAAAAAUGAUGUUCGCCAAACCCUUAAUCUUUCUCAUGAUCUUCACAAGUUGCUUGGCUUUGGCUGUUGAUGAAUUUCCUUCAUGGAUCGAGAAGAAUUUCCUCCAAACUUCCAAGGUACUCAAGAUGAACGCCAACCUUGUCGUGGCAAAAGAUGGUUCUGGUGACUAUGUGACCGUAAAGGAGGCGGUUGGAGCUGCUCCGGAGAAUAGCCCCACGCGACUUAUCAUCUACAUCAAACAAGGGGUUUACUCGGAGAUUGUUGAGAUCGGGGUUGCAAAAACAAACAUCACCUUUGUUGGAGAUGGCCAGGAUUGGACCAUACUCACUGGGAGUCUUAACAAGAAAGACGGUGUUAAAACAUUCUUCUCUGCCACAGUUGCCGUUAAUGGAGACGGAUUUGUGGCUCAAGAUCUCUGCUUUCAGAACACUGCGGGGCCCUCAAAGUCUCAGGCCGUAGCACUACGUGUGAGUGCUGAAAGAGCCGUCAUAUAUCGCUGCCGCAUCGACGGUUAUCAAGACACUCUCUACGCUUUUAGUGGAAGCCAGUUCUACCGCAAGAGCUACAUCACCGGAACAGUUGAUUUCAUAUUCGGACAUGCGCCGGCUGUGUUUCAGUACUGUCAAAUAGUGGCACGAAAGCCUAAUCACGGACAGAGCAAUAUGGUGACGGCUCAGAACCGCGACACUCAAGACCAAAAAUCAGGAUUCACACUACAGCGGUGCAACAUAACCGCAAGUGCGGAUCUUUCUCCUGUCAAGUCAACGGUGAAGACGUAUCUUGGUCGUCCUUGGGGUGUUAUGUCAACAGUAGUUGUGAUGGAGUCAUUUAUCGAUGAUCAUAUCGACCCUGCCGGUUGGUAUCCAUGGGACAUCGGCAAAGAACCUUCACCUUCUAUAUACUAUGGGGAGUUUGGUAAUUAUGGCCCUGGAGCAAACACAAGUGAACGUGUGACAUGGAAAGGAUUUAGGGCAAUACAAGAUCCAAAGGAAGCUGAACGGUUUACAGUUGGUCAACUGAUACAUGGGGAGUUGUGGCUGAAUACUACUGGAGUUCCGUAUGAAACCGGUCUCUGAUCACUUUAUAGUAUAAGGAUAUAUGCUUAUAAUAUGCUUACUUUAAUUGUUUACAAUAUAAGCUUAGUUGUGGCU